UCCAAAACCCCAAUUACAGGCUUCUUCGGCAUCUCAGACAAUGGAAAUAGAUUCAAUGUUAGCUGAAAUUGAUGCAAUACGGGUCCAGGGUGGUGACGUGAACAUCGCUAGUUUGGAAGAUUUUCACUGGGCCCUCAUAUAU
This is a messenger RNA of Racocetra fulgida, 142 nucleotides long. The record is from the annotation of a GenBank genome assembly. NCBI's taxonomy places the organism in Eukaryota, Fungi, Glomeromycota, Glomeromycetes, Diversisporales, Gigasporaceae.